UGGAUUCGCUUUCUUCACCCGACUCGCUGCACAGAUGCCACUUACUGAGCAGCCUGAACAAGAGCGGACACACAGCGGCAGCUUUGUGCGAUCGUUAGGAACAAACAUGGCAUAUCGAGGGAGCGUCCAACCUUUUGUCAACUUUGACGCCAAGCAUGACGCCGAGAUUCUCCACCGAGCCAUGAAAGGACUAGGGACGGAUGAAGAUGUAGUCCUCAUGCUGCUGGCGGCGCGUAGCAACGAUCAGAGGCAGCAAAUAUAUGAGGCGUACAAAACCGCCUACGGAAAGGAUUUGGUCAACGCUCUCAAGUCGGAGCUCGGGGGUCUGUUUGAGAGUCUCGUCGUGGCCCUGAUGACCCCCCCUGUCUUGUACGACGCCAUGCUGCUGCACAAGGCCAUCAAGGGCAUCGGGACUGAUGACGACGUGUUGAUUGAGAUCUUGGCCUCCAGGAACAGUCAACGCCUUCGAGAUAUCGUUACGGUCUACGAGAAAGAGUUUGGCAGCAAGCUGGAGAAGGACAUCUGCAGUGACACGUCAGGAUACUACCAGAGACUACUGGUCAUCCUUCUGCAGGGAAGGCGAGAGGAGGGAGUCAAAGAACCAAACAUCAGCAAAGAUGCAAAGGACUUGUAUGCAGCGGGCGAGGGCAAGUUUGGCACAGAUGAGGAGAAAUUCAUCAACAUUCUUGGAAAUAGAAGCCUAGAACAUCUCUGUAAAGUGUUUGACGCCUACAAGAAACUGUGCGGUUCAGACAUCGAGAACAGCAUUGAAGGCGAGACCACGGGAAAUUUGGAGAACUUGCUGCUGGCUGUCGUGAAAUGCACCCGCAGCAUUCCCUCUUUUUUUGCUGAGUUGCUGUACAGAUCAAUGAGGCGUGCCGGGACGGAUGACGACACCCUGAUGAGAGUCCUGGUGUCCAGGAGCGAGGAAGACAUGUUAGACAUCGUAGCCUGUUUCAAGGAAAAGUAUAGAGCCUCGCUCUACAACACUAUUCAGGAGGACACAACAGGCGCCUACCGGAAGUGUUUGCUGUACCUUUGUGGCUCCAGAGACUGAGCCGAGCUGGCUACCUGACCACAAAAACAAAAUCAUCAACAAAACACAAAGAAAACACUCCUGAUUACUUCCCCACACACAUUCACUAAAUUGGCUAUUGUCUGACUUAGAGGGAGAAAAAGUUAAUAAAAGUUUGUUGUGUGCGCUAUUGUUUGAU
This is a messenger RNA of Syngnathus typhle (broad-nosed pipefish), 1214 nucleotides long. RefSeq names its product annexin A5-like. NCBI's taxonomy places the organism in Eukaryota, Metazoa, Chordata, Actinopteri, Syngnathiformes, Syngnathidae. Gene Ontology annotation, cellular component: cytoplasm. The coding region runs from base 35 to 1057 and encodes 340 amino acids. The record is from RefSeq and is a predicted model, not a curated record. The transcript has 13 exons. Gene Ontology annotation, molecular function: calcium ion binding; calcium-dependent phospholipid binding.